UUUAGUUGCGUGCCGUUUGUUGCACUGGACACCCGUCUUGUUCCUCCAGAUGUCAUGCCAGCAAUGUGCAUGACAUCAGGCUGGUUGCUGUCCAUAGCAUUUAGCCUCGCGUUCGGAGCCAUGUUUGCCAAGACGUGGCGUGUUUAUGUGAUCUUUGGAAACAAGUCUGGGAGAAUGAGAAAGCCCCUACAGGAUAAACACCUGUUGCUGGGGGUGGGGUCUUUAGUAAUGGUGGACGUGGCUGUAAUGGCGACGUGGACAGUGAUAGAUCCGAUGUACUUGACGUAUCAUAUCCAGACAGACACGUUAUUCCAGGAAACGGACGGGAAACGACUGAUAACGAAACACGAGUCCUGUACGUCGGAGUUAAAGACGUAUUGGAUUGGCGGUCUGCUGGCAGAGAAGGGAUUGCUUCUGAUUUUUGGGUGUUUUUUAGCCUUUGAGACGAGAAGGGUCUUUGUGCCGGAGUUGAAUGAUUCCAAGUAUCUAGGCAUGUGUAUCUACAACACCUGUGUUUUGUGCGGAGUUGGCGCCUCCGUCGCCAUGAUUGUGUCGGAGAGGCCAGCUAUCACAUUCGCUUUCUCAUCUCUUUGCAUCAUAGCGUCAGCUGCCACGACGUUAGGCUUGCUGUUUGUUCCUAAGAUUAGUUACGUUAAAAAACACCCCAAUGGAAAGCAACCUGAUGGCAUAACGUCUACUUUCAAAGCCAGUUUAAGAAACGUUCAUAAAGAACUUUCAAAUGCAGCGUCCGUUUUUAGGAGCAGUGGCCAGGGUAAUGAAGAUAACCUAAGUGACAGAAAGAGCGCGAGUUUAAAUACACCUUUGGCAGGAUUGCCAACGGUUAGGUUUUAUUCUGAACUUGGCGGUACGGAAAACGAUUCACACAGCAGGUCUCAGAAAGCUAAAGUCACUGGAAUAAUAAACCAGUCGUUCUCCACGUGUGACGCAGACGAGAAUGGAGGAGAUCACGAGCCAACAGUUCUCCCGUCGAGCGGCGCCACGUGUUCCAACGUUGAAAACCGUUGUUUUAAAAACCACGUGGUUGUUGGUAGUUGUACGGGGUUAUAUGUACCAACAGUUAAUGAAGACAGUCGCCUUUAACAACAAUUGAUUAAACAAGCAAAAGGAAAGAA
Messenger RNA from Lingula anatina, 1133 nucleotides. Its product is annotated as gamma-aminobutyric acid type B receptor subunit 2. The record is from RefSeq and is a predicted model, not a curated record. Gene Ontology annotation, cellular component: G protein-coupled receptor heterodimeric complex; membrane. Gene Ontology annotation, molecular function: G protein-coupled GABA receptor activity. NCBI's taxonomy places the organism in Eukaryota, Metazoa, Brachiopoda, Lingulata, Lingulida, Lingulidae. Gene Ontology annotation, biological process: G protein-coupled receptor signaling pathway; gamma-aminobutyric acid signaling pathway.